CCGAGAAGUCCAGUAUCCCGGAACAUUCCAUUCGUCCUUGUCUUCCCACAGCCAACUGCCCGAUAUCUCAAACACAUCCCAACAUGGCUGCUGCCGAGGGCUCCACGCCACAACCUGAAGUGAUGUCAAUCGCCUCACCCAUCAACCUCAUCCUCCUCUCCCUCUUUGUCGUGCUGGUGUACUGGCACUUCCGCCCUAAGCAACCUGUCACACUCCCCCGUGGCCCGCCCCCGGUCGUAUUCCGCACAUACACCCCGAAGACGCUUCUCGAGUUCAACGGCGUGGACGGCCGGCCUGUCUUCCUCGCCGUGCGCGGUCGGGUCUUCGAUGUGUCCCCUGGCAGGAACUUCUACGGUCCGGGCGGUCCGUACGAGAACUUUGCUGGUCGCGAUGCCUCGCGUGGCCUGGCACACCAGAGCUUUGACGAGGAGAUGUUGACUAAGGAUCUUUCCGGCCCUUUGGAUGACUUGAAGGAUUUGGAUGCCGACCAACUUGAGAACUUGCAGUCGUGGGAGGAGCGCUUCUCGGAGAAGUACCUGGUGGUUGGAAAGUUGGUCGCUGAGGGAGACCCUGAGGCUCCCAAGUCAUGAUCUACAGUAUAUUACUGUUGGAUGAUUGUGAUGAUCAGAACAAGGCCACCAAAAAAUGAUGUGAUGGAAUCGGCUAUUUGUGCGGAGCCCUUCCGCUUUGCAUAAAACCAGACUUGAGCUAUUUCCAGAGUCUGGGGGUUUCGGAAUAUACUCGGAUCACGUUAAGGCAUUUUAGUGCAUUCCCAAUUCUAACAUUGGUCUAAUAAUAUCCUACAAGGCUGUAGAAUGUACUUUCAGGCACCAAUCCAGGGC
Messenger RNA from Penicillium subrubescens, 842 nucleotides. RefSeq names its product cytochrome b5-like heme/steroid binding domain-containing protein. Gene Ontology annotation, cellular component: membrane; endomembrane system. Bases 84 to 590 code for a protein of 168 amino acids. Lineage: Eukaryota; Fungi; Ascomycota; Eurotiomycetes; Eurotiales; Aspergillaceae. The transcript has 4 exons. The record is from RefSeq and is a predicted model, not a curated record.